GACGCGCCGUGAAGCUGGGAGCCUUGGGCACUCCCCGCCUGCCUUUCACAUGAUCUGAAAGCUCCCUCUGAGAUAGAGACAGGAAGGUGGAAAGGAGCGACAACAUCGAUGGCUGAGCGAAGCCAAAGGAUUUCCAUAAUGCGUUCAUUUUAUGCUGCAUUAAUCGGGCUGACAUUCAUCCUUCACACCCAUGGAGUCCCUUGGACAGAGGAAAAGCUCAGGCACAGAGCACUUAAGCUAAGUGAGGACGAGAUCCGUGCUGCCCUCUCUCACACCGAUCUGGCACAAAUGUGGCAGAGGGACCUUAGGCCAUUGCUGGUUACCCGGUACCCGGGCUCUGCUGGCAGCCAGGCAGUUCGGGACCAUAUAAAAACAACCCUCGGUUCCCUCGGAGCAGGCUGGGAAGUUACAGAGGACAGUUUCGAGUCACAAACGCCCUACGGACCGCUGCCCUUCACCAACCUGGUUGCCACACUGAACCCGUCGGCUACGCGCCACUUGGUUUUGGCAUGUCACUACGACUCCAAGUACUUCCCCCCUCAGUGGCACGGGAGGGAGUUUCAGGGCGCCACAGACUCAGCCGUCCCGUGCGCCAUGAUGUUGGAGCUGGCACGAGCCCUGGAUGAAGAACUGAAGACUCAGAAGAGCUCCAACUCCAAUCUGACCCUGCAGUUGAUCUUCUUUGACGGUGAGGAGGCUCUUUUCCAGUGGACCUCCACGGACUCGCUGUACGGCUCUCGCCACCUGGCAGAGAAGAUGGAGACCACCCCGCAUCCCGAAGGAGCCGAAGACACCAACCAACUGCAUGGCAUGGACCUGUUGGUGCUGCUGGACCUUAUCGGGGCCCCUCAUCCCAUCUUCGGAAACCAGUUCCCCAGUACCACCACCUGGCUCACCAGACUGCAGGACAUUGAAAAACGUCUGCAUUCUAUGAACCAGCUUGUUGAGCAUCCUAACAGUGUGCAGUACUUCUGGCCUGAUCGUCCAGUCGGCCGUAUUCUUGACGAUCAUAUACCGUUCCUAAACAGAGGUGUUCGGAUCCUCCACCUCAUACCCUACCCCUUCCCGUCUGUGUGGCACACAUUUGACGACAACGAAGAAAACCUGGAUCGCUCCACAAUUCAGAACCUGAACAAGAUAUUUCAGGUUUUUGUUUUGGAAUACCUCAACACCAGGCCCAGCGUUCCUUCGAAUCCACAAAAUGCCCCAUGAGCCUUCCUAUCAAUGUAUUAUUGUGUAUUAUUGUGAUGUCAAGCUCUUCACCCAAAAGUAUGCACUAUGUUAGAAGUUGUAACUCCAUGUAUGCAGGAGUCACACGUAGAAGUUUUAAUGUUUUCUUACUGAAGCAACCUAUUAUCUAAAUGCUUAAUAAAAGAGAUUAAGGUUCAAAUUAUUGUCAUUAUUUUUGAUGCUUUGCAACAAUACAACUACAAACCUCAAAGUAUUUUACUUUGAUUCUAUGUGAUUGACCACCAGAGAUUAGUGUAUAAUUCCAAAAUAGAAGGAAAAAGAUUUUUGUUGUUGUUGUUGUUGUUGUUGUUGUUGUUGUUGUUUUUGCUUUUUACAAAUAAAAUGUUAAAAAUG
Poecilia latipinna (sailfin molly) is the source of this 1584-nucleotide messenger RNA. It is a transcript of the gene qpct, whose product is annotated as glutaminyl-peptide cyclotransferase. The record is from RefSeq and is a predicted model, not a curated record. Lineage: Eukaryota; Metazoa; Chordata; Actinopteri; Cyprinodontiformes; Poeciliidae. Gene Ontology annotation, molecular function: zinc ion binding; glutaminyl-peptide cyclotransferase activity. The transcript has 7 exons. Bases 109 to 1212 code for a protein of 367 amino acids.